GUGAGUGUGGAUAGAACGCGCCCUCAAUUGGCCAAUCACAAUUCAGAGAAAUCCAACCAAUACUUUUUCUCCACCCAAAACAAAUAAAAUAAUAAUUGCAAUAAAACUACCAAACAAAUAGAUCAAUUAACUCUUGAGGCAAAACUCCCUCUGCUCUUCCCCAAAGAUCAAAGCUCACAAAAUCACAGAUUAGACCCAACAUAAAACCCUGAAUUCUUACCUUUUGAAUUUAGGGUUUUUGAUUGGAUUCGUCUGAAUUUGCUUGCGGUUGUGGAAUCCGAGAAUUCGCACGGUGGAAAAUGGCGGUUUCGAGCGCGUUCGUGGGUGCGAAGCUCGAGGCCUUGAUGGUCAGCAAUACGGCGUCGUCCUCCGCCGUGUCUGCCUCCGCCUCCGCCUCACCGGCUCAGGUCGGCUUGUUCUGCAAGCCGUUGGCCACUCGUGCCAAACGAGUGGCUCUGAUGAGGAGGAAUUCGGGAAUCGUCAGGGCUGAGGUUCAGACGGAAAUCGUUGACCACGCCAAUGCGGCUUCUUCCUCGGCUUCGAGCCUCUCAGCUCUUGAACAGCUCAAGGCCUCAGGCGCUGACAGAUAUACAAAAGAAAAGAGCAGUAUUGUUGUAAUUGGUCUUAGCAUCCACUCAGCACCCGUUGAAAUGCGAGAAAAACUUGCUAUUCCAGAAGCAGAGUGGCCUAGAGCAAUUGGCGAGCUAUGUGGUUUGAAUCAUAUCGAAGAAGCCGCUGUUCUUAGUACGUGCAACAGAAUGGAAAUCUACGUAGUAGCACUUUCAAGGCACCGGGGAGUUAAAGAAGUGACUGAAUGGAUGUCCAAGACUAGUGGAAUUCCAGUGUCGGAAAUAUGUGAGCACCGUUUUCUGCUAUACGACAAAGACGCAACUCAACACAUCUUCGAAGUCUCAGCUGGGCUCGAUUCCUUGGUGUUGGGCGAAGGCCAAAUCCUUGCUCAAGUCAAACAAGUGGUCAAAGUCGUAUGCGAAAGAAUAAGAGCUGCUGAGCUGGACAAGUGCUUGUCUAAAAUGGGGGAAGAUAUUCCGAAGAAGACACGAAAGGCGGUGGAUGACCUCAGCAGAGGGAUUGUGAACAAGCUGCUUCACGGCCCGAUGCAGCACUUGAGGUGCGAUGGGAGUGAUAGUCGGACUUUGAGCGAGACGCUCGAGAACAUGCACGCACUUAACCGGAUGUUCAGCCUAGAAACUGAGAUAUCUGUUUUGGAACAAAAGAUUCGAGCUAAGGUGGAGCAAACACAAACGUGAGUAAGGUUAUAUUCGUAGCUUUACUGGGUGUUUUUUGGAUCCCGUUUCUUGGCGAAGCCCUCCAUUGUGAAUAAGCGGAGAAGUCCUUUGAUUUGUGCUUUUUCUUGUGGUGGUGAUUUUUUUUUUUGGUAGUAGUAUAUAUAUAUUUAUGGGAAUUGAUUUCUUGAAAAUCUUUCCACACAAUGAUGUGAUGUGUUACAUUUGUUUGGAAAUACUGAAUACCUUUUCUAAUUGGUCAUAUGUGUGCAUUAAUGUACAAUGCUUACUGAGAUGUGAGCUUGGUCCUGUUGUCUGUAACCUCUCUUGAACAGUAUUUAUCCUUGUAAUUUAAUUUUAAUUUUAAUUUUUUGAA
Molecule: messenger RNA, 1620 nt
Organism: Erythranthe guttata (spotted monkey flower)
Lineage: Eukaryota; Viridiplantae; Streptophyta; Magnoliopsida; Lamiales; Phrymaceae
Source: RefSeq, a predicted model, not a curated record